GUUUUUGUAGUUCCCCACGUGCUUUCUUCAUCGUUUAGUGGUUUAGCUUUAGCUCCUUCGUGCCGAUGUUUGCAGGAGUUAAUCAUUUUUCAGUAUCUCAGUGAUUAUCUCUCACACCAGCCGAGUUCGCGCGUUUGCUGAGCGCCGGCAGUGAAAAAACGCAUCUGUUGCUUUGCUGCUCUGAAUCCGUAGUCGAUUUGCUUUGGCCUGGACACUGUGCUGGUGAUCGUGCAUCAUGGAAAACGCGACGACGAACGCAUUGUCGUACUUUAUGCUCAUCGGCAAGCUGAAGGGCAUCAGGCGGACGGGCUGGGUGUUGAGAGGUGUGCCUGACCCUGAACGCAUCUCGGGACACAUGUACAGAAUGUCAAUAAUGGCCAUGAUGAUUGGAAAUGAUCCUGAAGCUGGAGUUGACAAGGAUAAGUGUAUCAGAAUGGCCCUAGUUCAUGACAUGGGGGAGUGUAUCGUGGGAGAUAUCACGCCGACAUGCGGAGUCAGCAAGGAAGAGAAGUAUAGACGAGAGUCGGACGCUAUGAACUGCUUGGGAAAGCUAGUUGACAAUGUGUCAGCCACUGAAUUCAGAAGUCUCUGGGAGGAAUAUGAAGCCCAGAUGUCACCAGAGUCCAAGGUUGUCAAGGAUCUGGACAUGUUUGACAUGAUCCUGCAGGCCCAUGAGUAUGAAGUUGAAAUGCAGGAUCCUGGGAGGCUACAGGAAUUCUUCGACAGCACGAAUGGAAAGUUCCAACACCGCAUUGUCAAGACAUGGGUAGAGCAGCUCUACAAGCUCAGGGCCACUCACCUUUCCCAGAAGGCAGCAUGAAGAAUUCAGCCGUGCAACACUGCACGACAGCCGUAAACAUUUCAUCAGAUGUGAUGGGUAUAUUCAAUUAAAUUACUGUACACU
This is a messenger RNA of Dermacentor andersoni, 904 nucleotides long. Its product is annotated as 5'-deoxynucleotidase HDDC2. The record is from RefSeq and is a predicted model, not a curated record. Gene Ontology annotation, molecular function: 5'-deoxynucleotidase activity. NCBI's taxonomy places the organism in Eukaryota, Metazoa, Arthropoda, Arachnida, Ixodida, Ixodidae. Gene Ontology annotation, cellular component: cytoplasm.